CAACCAACAUAUUCUUGUCAGGCUUGUUUUCAACCCAGAAAAUGAUUUUGGAGCAGUAUGUAUGAGCUAUCUUACACAAACAGGCAGGAGAAAAGGAAUGUCUGCUGCAUCUCCAUCAGCAUUUCCAGUGGCCGUGUGUCCCAGCCGCCUCCAGGUGUGAGAUGAACCAUGGAAAGGUGCAGGGGUCCGCUCACUAGCCCAGCUCGCGUCCGCCCAACCGACCGCAGCCCGGGGGUGUCCUGCAGCAUGCAGCGGUGCUCUCACUAGCACCCAGUGGACCUGGUCCUGUCCUCCUUACCUGGGGCCAGGGCUGCAGAAUGCUCAGUUCUGUCACCCCUUACAGUCUAUUGAAGAUGCACUGGUCUCCGGAGCACACCGCCCCUAUAACUCAGUGGCCUGAGCAGCACCUAGACGUCACCUCCACCACUUCACCCCCGUCUGCCCACAAACAUGAGCCCUACGCCUCUGCCGCUCGCCGGAAUUACGCUCACACAGGUUACCCGUGGGCCAGUGAUGACAUAUCAGCCCUUACUGCUUCUUCGCUUCUCAAGCGCUACGCGGAGAAGUACUCGGGACUGGAGCUCCCCUACGAGCGUCCUGCUCCAGGGGCCUACCCAGAGCCUGGUGCUUUUCUGAAAACUGAAUCGGAACCCUGGGCUCUUAGCCAGGGCAUCGAGUGCUACCCCGGACUUGAAGCGCUAACUGGCACCAAGGUGGGCUCAGGAUCUGUGGGCAUCCCGACCACAGGAAGUGUGACUGUCGUGAGCAGUAACUUGGCCACCGACCCAAGUUACAGUGCUGCUGGCUCCUGCAGUGCCCCGUCAUCCCAGGACUAUCCUCCUGCCUACAACAGCACCUACCUGUCCUCAGGAUACUGCCCUCAGCCAGGCACAGCACUUCCCCAUGCCCCUCUUCACUCUUUGCAGGCCGGACCCACUCUCGUGCCCAGCUACAGCGCCAGCACUCCAGUCUACAACUACCCGCCAGGAUGCUACCCCCAAAACAGCCUCUCUUCCAGUUAUAGCCACCCCAGUGCUUCCUACUUACCCCCAGGGAUUAGUGCCCCUACUCCUCUGGCCCCCAGGCCCACUAUGGUGGGGGGUAGUUACAGCUACCCGUCGCACAGCCUCGGGGGGGGCGCCGAGUCUGGAGCACCGCUGAAACGCAAGGCCUUUGAGAUGGGAGAAGACGGACAAGAGGGAGGUGAGGUAGAGGGAUCACGCUACAGAAAAUACGGGAACGGCCUCAGCAAAGGCAACGGGCACGGCAACGGCUACGACGGAAGCGGUUCCGGUUCAGACCCGCAACCCUACAAACCUGGGAAGCCCCUCGUGUCACCCUCUUAUCGCGGAACAGGGGAUUACAGCCCCCCAUCUAGCCUAGCGGUAGAGAACGCGGCCGGCGAGCACAGCUUUUCUCAUCAGAGGAUGCCUAUGAAGAUACCGGCAUCACACACCCAAGCGGAGGACCCCACCGGGGGCCACUGAUGACCCACACGGCUUUUAAGAAGAUUCCCUUGUGUUUGGAACCAGGGGUUUUAACCCCAAAACACUUGGUGAUGAACACUGCAAGUAUCAACAGAUACGUGUGAAUAUCACCUGCAACCACAAGAGGGCACAAGAUUAAGGUUUAUUAUACAGUACCUCAUCUUUUUCAUUCUCCAUGUUUUCCCAAAGAUACACAGGGGCAUUUUAUGAUGUAAUGUUAGGGUAAGGAAUUCUCUGCAUAGAUAAAGAAAGUUGAAAUGUAUGCUUCUCUCAGGAUCUAUUUAUUCCUUUCUGCUACUGUAGCAGCACCGUGGAAAUGUUGCUUUUUGGGGGGGUUGGCAUAAUUAUUAUAUGUGGCCAUGAGUUUUAAUAGGCCCAUGACUGCAAUGUUCUCUACCAGCCGACAAAGAUCAUUUCUGACCAAAAAGUAGGGAGAGCAAUAAUUCAAAAGGUGAGAUUGCCGUACUACUUCAGCACAAUCAUACAGUAGCUGAUUCAGAGGCUUGAGGAAAUGAAUGUUCUUAAAUUUGCCCCACCCGCUUUUGCUUCCUGCCUCUUGUUUUCAACCUGUUCAAUGCUACUGUUGUCCUGUUUAUACACAUCAUGCUGCUUAUGGGAAGCUGGCCUUUAAAUUGUUUUACGACAGGAUAUCAUUCCUGUACAUUUCAAAAUGUUUUGGGCAGUAUACUUAAUGUAUGCAACUUUGGGGCACGUUGUUUGCAUGCAGAUGUUCAAAGAGGCUUAUUCUGAAACUUCUACAAGAAUCCAGCCAACAUUUUGUCUUAACUAUGAGCAACAAUCAUGCAACAUACUGCUGAACUUAAUGUAAUUGAGUGGCUGUGGUCAUACGCACGUGGCAUGUAAACAUGCGCAAAAUGGGCCUGCUUGGAUUUACUUUACUGAUAUUCAUUGUCUUUAUUUUUGCCUCUUGAAAGGAAGAUUUAUCGUCAUGUUAUUGAAUACUCAGGAAGAAUAUUGUUACCUCAGAAUGAUGAUGAAUAAGAAUGUAUGUUAUUACCUUUGGAGUGCUUGUCGGGAGCCCUUUGGAGCAAAACUGGAGCUGUCGAAAAGCAAAGCAUACUCUGAACUCUUCAGGGAAUUUACAAGGCCUUUGACAAUAACAGUGAAAAUGCACAUACACAAACACGCACACACACAUGUGCACGCACGCAUGCAUGUACACGCGCGCACAUACACACACGCACACACACGUACACACUGCUUUGUUGCUCUGGGAAUAAAAGUGGCUAUUUGUACCAGGGCCUGAAAUGUUGAAUGUAAUUCAUUUUUUUUUUUUUUUUUUUUUUUAGAAACUACAAUACAUGCCAUAAUGUAGAUCGAUGACAUUUUUAGAUAUAUGAAACAUAUUUUCUUCAUGUAUAGAUUCCUAUUUAGAUUUUGGUGAAGAGAUGAAUGAUGUUAUGUGUUAGUUUAUGUAGUUUGCAGCAGGGCGAAAGGUUUUAUGGACAAACCACGCAUAAUGGGUAAGUAAAAAACAAAGACACUUCAAUAUAUGUUCUCCAUAGAUAUGUUUUUUUUUAUAUAUAUAUAUUGUCUUAAUGUCUAAGUGUUUGGCUUCUGUUUUUAUUUUUUAUUUUUACAGCAGCUGAUUGAUGAAUUGGCACCACAAGGGAGGAAGUUUAUUGUGACAAUAUUGCUUAGUGCCAUUUUAAAUCAAAUUGAAGAGCAUGACCCUCAUUGAUCGUAGGUUAAAAAGUAGUUUUAAAAGAGGGCACAAAACGUGGACAAGAUUCAGUGUGGGGAAAUUAUAUCCUAAAGCCUUUUUGCUGCAUGGAGCAAAUACUGGACAUACCAUUUAAAUUGUGACGCAUGGCCUCGUCACACAGUUUCAAAUUUAAACAAGAGAUUUAAAAGGUGAUACACAACUAAACCCCAGUGUUUUAAAAAGUAUUUAUGCGCUUAGCUACAAGAACUGAAUGCUCUUCAUUGUCACACAAGCAGUAUGCGACACAAACUGUUGUUGUCAUUCAGUGAGUUUUGUUCAACCCAAAAUGGAUUUCAGUGUUAUCUUUUUUGUUGUUGUAGCAUCUUGUGCAUUCUCUGUAACCAUUUCUACCUCGUUUUGAAGACAGUGUACAUGGAAAUAUUUAUUUCAUGUCCUUUCAUAUGCCAGAAUAGGAGCAAUGUUUCUCUACUUUGACUUGUCAUAGUCUACCUCACUAAAACUGUUGUGUCAUGAAAAUGAAGAUAUCGGAUACCUGCACCCCAAAAAUCAAAAUUUUGUCUUCUUCUUUUUUUGUCUAUCAAACCAAAAAUGUUUGACGCUUGAGUGUUGUCUUUCACUAAAAUGUACAAUGUUGACAACUACAUGUGGCACUGGUGUUUUGUCUUCUACAUCUAUUACAUAUUAUCAUGACAUGCCAGCACCGAUCUUAUUCUUGUAUCUUCUGUUUCUGUUUAUUCUUUCCAUCCAUUGUCAUAAAAGUUUAACG
Messenger RNA from Phycodurus eques (leafy seadragon), 3940 nucleotides. Its product is annotated as fidgetin. NCBI's taxonomy places the organism in Eukaryota, Metazoa, Chordata, Actinopteri, Syngnathiformes, Syngnathidae. The transcript has 3 exons. The record is from RefSeq and is a predicted model, not a curated record. The coding region runs from base 318 to 1487 and encodes 389 amino acids.